Penicillium digitatum Pd1 is the source of this 771-nucleotide messenger RNA. Its product is annotated as putative respiratory complex assembly protein Rmp1. The record is from RefSeq and is a predicted model, not a curated record. Lineage: Eukaryota; Fungi; Ascomycota; Eurotiomycetes; Eurotiales; Aspergillaceae.
AUGCCUAUCCGCCCAAAGAACGAAGCACAGCUAUUUCGACUUCGGUUGUCUCCAACUUUCAACACAGGAUCCCCGCCGGAACUCGAAAUUGAGGUGGCGAUGAACUCAAACUUCGAUGGCGUGGAUGUCCACAGCGUUAAGGCUAUUAUCACCACAAACAGCGUUGACUACCUACUUCCUGAAAAUGGUCUUGACCUACGUUUUACGCGAACUGUUUCCCAAGAUCUCCUGUAUAAACCGUCUUCCAACUCAGAACUCCCGCAAAGCUCUUCUGAGAACUUCUUCCCCGAGCCUUCUUCUCCACAGAUCGAAGUAAUGCUGCAAAGCCUCAAAACCUCCAUCCAGGGCUCAAUCGUCAGCAGCGAGGCUUCGCAAGCUGCUGUUCCACUUCCUAUAUUUUGUAACGUCACUCUUCCCAGUGAUCUUGUUCUGCAGCCUGCUUCGCACAGAGUCAAGUCCAAGAAGAUGGACGAAUCAAUGGCAGAGAACAACGUCACCGUCGAAUACAUGUUCCCGCCACUCAACGAUAUUCGAGGUGCCAUUGUUCAAAAGUACAACUUUAAUGGGCGGCCACUUGACUACCGGUAUUAUGAAAGCGGUUCGCUCCUUGCUGCUCGGACAAAUGAGGUCUCUAUGGGCAUGGAGAUUCCUCAGAUUGACUCGGCCGCAGAAAAUGACCAAUAUCAGCAGCUUGAUCAUGAGUUCCAUUCGUUCUACAACGCGGCAUGUGACAUGGCAUUCAAAAUCCACGGCAAAAGAUAUGUGGAUUAA